GCGGAGGCAGGGGCACCGCGCGGGCGCACGCGUACGGGGACUUCGGCACGGGGGUGUUCGACAAGGAGGACAGGGACGCCUGGGAGGACAUCUACCACGCGGGCGACGGGCGCGCCGAGUGCGACGUGGCCCUGGCGGUGGCGGACCGUGAGGACGACAAGGACCUGGAGGCCGAGGGCGACAGGCGCCUGGAGGACAGGCGGCUGGCCGGUCUCGAGGAUGUCAGGGCCUCCUGCGCCGCUGUGCUGAAGGCCGACGGGGUGCAGGGCCUGCCGGGCCUGGAGGACCCCCUGCUGCCCGAGGCCCUGCGCGAGGAUCUCGUAGAGUUCAAGGUCGGGUCGUCGAGCAGGGUCUUCGUGGGCGGCCUGCCCAAGGGCUGCACCGACGAG
Molecule: messenger RNA, 389 nt
Organism: Prorocentrum cordatum
Lineage: Eukaryota; Dinophyceae; Prorocentrales; Prorocentraceae
Source: the annotation of a GenBank genome assembly